AGCGGGGCCGGGGCCGAGUCGGAGGGAGACUGUCUGCAAGGAGGAGACAAGAUGGCGGCGGCAAGGGAGGCUGAGGGAGAGUGCCGGCCGCCAUCUUGAAUUCAUCGCUCCUGGCCCCAGACAGUCCCCAUUACGGGCAGGGCAGGGCGGAGACGGCGCCAGUGGGGGAGGCUCGCCCCUCCCCUCCUUCCCCGUGUUGUGCCCAGUUGUCCUGCUCGGCUGCUCGAGGGCCAGCUCCAGCCCCGCAGCCUCCCGCCCCACCGCCGUAGCUUUUGACGGGCUGGGCGGCUUUUCCAGGCGAUUCCGCUGCCAACGAUGCGGUUAAACGAUGUCCCGUCUCCGCGGGGCACGAGCAGCGCACACAACCGCCCCCAGGCUCCUCUGCAAAGGGGGGCCAUAUUGCAGUUGGCGCCAGAGUUUAUUCAAGGGACUCUCUUUUUUUGGGGGGGGGAGUGUGUGGACAACCAUAUACAGUAUACAUAAUACUUCAUGCCAGGAAAUAUAGGUGCCUGGCUCUCCAUGCUGGGGAAGACCAACUGGCUUCAUUGUGAAGGGGGUGCGGGGUCGCUUGACAUCUUCCAUAGGGUGUUAACACUUUCGCGGGGUAGAGGUGGCGCAACGCUAGAAACCAAAUUAAAAAUGCCACACUAGGCAGGCUUAGUACAUUUUGCAGUCUUCAUCUUAAGCUCACCCAAUUGAAAAGGAAAAGGCAGUUUUCUCUGGGUAACCCACAGUGCAGCCUCUGGGAGUUUCACUCACGUGUUAGGAUGUCAGACAAAGUGCCUCAAGACAUUUCUGACUGAUGAGAGUUAAAGGCCAUGGAUGAAGAUGGGCUUGAGCUACAGCCACAUGACCCACAUGCGUUUUUUGAUCCUACAGGAACUGAUGGAACACAUUUGAAUGGAAAUGAGAUUGUUGUUGAAAUACAGGAAACAGUCUAUGUCUCAGAUGUGGAGGAUUCUGACAUAACAGUUCAUAACUUUGUCCCAGAGGAUCCUGAUUCUGUAGUAAUCCAGGAUGUAAUUGAGGACGUUGUUAUAGAAGAUGUUGAGUGUCCAGAUAUCAUGGAAGAUACUGAUGUAUCUCAAACUGUUAUUAUGCCUGAACCAGUGCUGGACACUGAUGUCACUGAGGAAGUGUCUUUAGCACACUGCACUGUUCCAGAAGAUGUUUUAUCCUCUGAGAUCACAGCUUCAGCAAUGUCGAUACCUGAGCAUGUGCUCACAAGUGCGUCAAUGCACGUACCUGAUGUUGGACAAUUGGAACAUGUUGUUCAUGAUCAUAGUAAUGUUGUAGAAGCAGAAAUUGCCACAGGUUCUCUGGGAGAAGAUGUAGUUUCUGAAGUUUUGGUAGCAGAUUGUGCCUCUGAAGCUGUAAUUGAUGCCAGUGGAAUACCUGUGGAACAUGAUAAUGACAAGGGCAACUGUGAAGACUACCUUAUGAUUUCCUUGGAUGAUGCUGUCAAGGCAGAAACUGAUGAUUCUGUUGACCUGACAAGAAAAACUGUGUCAGAAAAUGAUCCUUGUAAAAUGGAUGGCAUUUGCCCAGAAGUCAUCAAGGUGUACAUUUUCAAAGCUGAUCCAGGGGAAGAUGACUUAGGAGGCACAGUAGAUAUUGUGGAAAGUGAAUCUGAAAAUGACAAUGGAGACACAUUAAUGAAUCAAAAUAGCAGUGUUCGCAUUCCAAGGGAAAAAAUGGUUUAUAUGACAGUAAAUGAUUCCCAGCAUGAAGAUGAAGAUUUAAAUGUUGCAGAAAUUGCUGAUGAGGUAUAUAUGGAGGUAAUUGUAGGAGAGGAAGACGCAGCAGCUGUUCACGAACAGCAAAUUGAUGAGAAUGAUAUUAAAAGCUUUAUGCCGAUAGCUUGGGCAGCAGCUUAUGGUAAUAACACAGAUGCAGUUGAAAACCGAAAUGGAACAGCUAGUGCUCUCUUGCACAUAGAUGAGUCUGCUGGUCUUGGAAGGCUAGCAAAACAAAAACCAAAGAAAAGGAGGAGAUUGGAAUCCAGACAAUAUCAAACAGCAAUAAUAAUUGGGCCCGAUGGCCAUCCUUUGACAGUCUACCCCUGUAUGAUUUGUGGGAAGAAGUUUAAAUCUAGAGGCUUCCUGAAAAGGCACAUGAAAAACCACCCUGAGCACCUUCUUGCUAAGAAAAAAUAUCGAUGUACUGACUGCGAUUACACUACAAAUAAAAAGUUAAGUUUGCAUAACCAUCUAGAGAGCCACAAGCUUACUACCAAGACCGAGAAGCUAAUUGAAUGUGACGAAUGUGGGAAAAGUUUCUCUCAUGCAGGAGCUUUGUUUACACACAAGAUGGUGCACAGGGACAAGGCAGCCAACAAAAUGCACAAGUGCAAAUUCUGCGAGUAUGAGACAGCAGAGCAGGGAUUACUGAAUCGUCACCUUCUGGCUGUGCACAGCAAGAACUUUCCACACAUUUGUGUGGAAUGUGGCAAAGGAUUUCGGCAUCCGUCAGAGCUCAAGAAACACAUGCGAAUCCACACCGGUGAAAAGCCCUACCAGUGCCAAUAUUGUGAGUAUAGAUCGGCUGACUCUUCCAACCUGAAAACUCACGUAAAGACUAGACACAGUAAGGAAAUGCCCUUCAAAUGUGACAUUUGUUUUCAGAUAUUUUCAGAUACCAAAGAGCUGCAACAGCACAUCAUUAUGCAUCAAGAAAGCAAAACACAUCAGUGUCUGCACUGUGACCACAAAAGUUCAAACUCGAGUGAUUUAAAGCGACACAUAAUUUCCGUUCACACAAAGGAUUACCCCCAUAAGUGUGACAUGUGUGACAAAGGCUUUCACAGGCCCUCAGAACUGAAAAAACAUGUUGCAGUGCACAAAGGCAAAAAAUUGCACCAGUGUAGACAUUGUGACUUUAAGAUUGCAGAUCCGUUUGUUCUAAGUCGCCAUAUUCUCUCAGUUCACACAAAGGAUCUUCCGUUCAGGUGCAAGAGAUGUAAGAAGGGCUUCAAGCUGCAAAUGGAACUCAAAAAACACAUGAAAACACACAGUGGUAGAAAAGUUUAUCAGUGUGAGUUCUGUGAGUAUAGCACUACAGAUGCCUCAGGUUUCAAACGGCAUGUUAUUUCCAUUCAUACAAAAGACUACCCUCACCGUUGUGAGUUCUGCAAAAAAGGCUUCAGAAGACCUUCAGAGAAGAACCAGCACAUUAUGCGGCAUCAUAAAGACUUGGGCUGCCGUGAGGACUCCUUAUUCUAUGAAAUUUAGAAGGGUGUGUGUAAAAGAUUCGCUUUCUAGGCAGUCAUUGUAUUAUAAAGCAGAUCACACAAACAAACUAGCGUGCAUUUGAUUUAGUGCUGUAUACAGAUAGGAUUAUUGCUUCUAGUUGACUUUUAUACAUUUUGUUCAUUAGUGUGUUCUGAAUUCUCUUCCGUUUAAUAAAUGAGGAAGGAUAGCAACAAUAAAGUUGCAUUUAAUAAAGUAAACCCUGUCUCAAAAUGAAUUUUUCAACCACAUUUGUUCUCUGAAAUAUUUACCUUACUGACAUGGUUCAUAUUCAGUGACCAUAUUAACAGUUUUGUCAUGAGUUAAAGAUAUAUUUUUAAUUUGCUCUUAAUAAAGCAGUCAUAAAAAGAUUGUAUAAAAUAAACUGGAGGAAAUUAAUGUAAGAAGAUAACAUUGUACCAUAGGACCCACUUAUUGUUUCAUCUGAUAUUUAAAAAUUUGUGACACAAUCUUCAUUUGAGUAGUUACUCAUUACUAUUCUCCAUCAUUUGGAGUUCUUUUUACAUAAUGUUUAAUUCUUCCAUGAUAAGUAAUAGUUGGUUGCUGGGAGCAUUUAUUUUCAGGAAGUGUGAAUUUAAAACUUCAGGCAUUUGUUCAUACAUAUUAACUACAUGCUUCUCUUUUGGUUCUGUAUUACAAAUGCAUUUGUGUUUUGAAACUUAUUGCUGAUUCAUAGUGCAUAUGGAUACAUUUGUUUCAGUUGUUGGCAGGAUCAAUUGACGGUUGUUAAGGUUACCCCAAAUUAAAAAUCAUUUUUGUUACAAGACUCCAUGAAAUAUUUGGUCCAAUCAUAUUUUUAACUAUCCACCAGCAGCUUUGGACAGCUUUUCAAAGAAUAUAAACUGUAUAAAGGGAGCACAUUAGAUGGAUCAAUAAAGAAUAGAAACGGAUGCUAUCUUCAUGAAGAACUUGUUUUCCAGCAACUUUUUGUAUAUUUUCUCUAUUACUCUCUUAGGAACACAGGGUGAUAUCCAAUGUUUCUCCCUCAGCUGAUGGAAGGAGUCGAUGUCGCUAGGCAAACAAGGCAGUUUUCAUUGAUUCCUCCUCCCCAGUGCAGCCCCUCCAAAAUCUACUGUGGAGAGUCCUCAAACUUCCAGAGCAGAUUUUGAUGGAGCACAGAGAGCUAUGAGGAGGAGUAAUUGUCUCCUUCCCCCUGUGAAACAUUAGAUGUCACAGCUUUUCUUAAAGAAUCGUUUCAGUAACAAGCGUGUAGUGGUCCUUCCAAUCAGUUUAUUAAGUAGUAAUUAUCUAGUGUUUGUCUAGUUCUUCCUUAUCCAUUUAUACCCUUCUGGAUAGAUGUUGCAAUGAUCAGCUGUGCUCUGAAAGCUAAGGCUGCCACAACCUGCUUCACGGCCAACAAUGUACUCUUAUGAAUUUGCAAAGUGCAGUAAAACAGGGUGUGGCGGGGACUCCAAAGCAUGCUGUAAGGGAUGACAUCUUAGUGAACGUACAUAGUCUGGUGUGUUUGGCUUGUUGGCUUCUUCAACCCCUUCCCUUCUGUUUUGGUCCCAAAAGUACACUGGUCAAAUAUAAUGAGAUGAGACGCAAGUUCCAAAUGAACAGUUUUUCCUCUGUACUUCCUUCACCUCUCAUCAGAAACACAAUAUCCCUAUGUGGCCAGAAAAUACAAUGUCUGUACAUUUCUUCAAAUAAAUACCUCAGUAUUCCUGGGUUGAUUGGUUUUGCUUAAUGGAAACAAGAAUUACUUGAGACAGCCAUAUGUAAACAUAAACACUUGAUAUGCUAACAUAAAACGUUUUGUUUUAUACAAACCUAAGUGUGUCGGAUUUAUGUGCAGCUAUGUUUGUUUCUGACCUUUUGUGUUUGGACUGUUGCAUGUUCACCAAACUCCUGGAAUAGAUAGUGGGGACCUCUAGUAAUCAAAUGCACUCAUGACUUCUGCUCCAAGAUGCACAUGGCCAUUUCUUUAUCUUUUAGUAGAUUUAAGCAGCGCUUGUAUAGAAUCCUGUAAAAGAUUCUAGGUGGUUUCUUUACUGUGGGAUUAUGGCCUGAAAGCCUGGUCCUAAAAGCACUUGUACUCAUUGAUUCAGUGGAAACUUAGGUGCCUCAAUUUUCUGCCCAGAUUUCCAAGUCCUGCCCAGAUUUCCAAAUAAUUUACAAAAGUUAUUUUCAAGCCUGUUAAAAAGUUAGUAAACCUCAAAUUCUCAGUCUGCUGCUGAAAAGUAUUAUCCAUAUUGAAAAACUCUUCUUGGACAAUUAGUCAAAUUAAGAACAAAAAAGUGACCCACUUCCUAUUUUUGUAACAUCAUCUGGAAUCGUAAAUACUUGUUUUGAAGCAUAAUUUUGGAAACGUAUGCAAUUAAGAGUUUAGUGAAGUGGAUUUUGUACAAUGUAUCUGUAAAAAGAGCAAAUCAAAACUAGUUAUUGUUAAUGUAAUAAUAGUUACAGGCUAGUUUUAUUUGAUUAGCAAAUGCUAUAAAAUUGAUGUUUCAGUUCCAUGUUUUAAAUGGUACAUUAAAAAAAAAACCAACUGAGAACAUAAUAUAAAUAAUUGUUCUGUAAAAAUGCUUGUUAAAUACUAUAUGUCCCUCCCUGUGUACACUUUGUAAAAAAAGAAAAAGAAAAAUAGAGUCCUAUAUAGGGAUGUGUAACGUUGUAUUGUGUACUUGAUGAUAAUGUGAAAAAAAUAAAAAUCAGACUAUUUUCCUGUUAAUGAA
This is a messenger RNA of Podarcis muralis (Common wall lizard), 5926 nucleotides long. The record is from RefSeq and is a predicted model, not a curated record. Lineage: Eukaryota; Metazoa; Chordata; Lepidosauria; Squamata; Lacertidae.